GAGGAAGAGGAGGAAGAGGAGGAAGAGGAGGAGGAUCAGUGUGAUGCAGCUCUGUGAUGGGAGAGGCAGACGAACACGAUGGGAAACAAACAGACAACCUUCACCGACGAGCAGCUGGAGGCGUUUCAGGACUGCACCUUCUUCACCAGGAAGGAGAUCCUGCGAUUACACGGCAGAUACCGUGAGCUGGCUCCACACUUAGUCCCUCUGGAUUUCACCAACAGCCCCGACAUCAGAGUCCCCCCGACGCUCAUCGUCAGCAUGCCGGAGCUCAAGGAGAACCCGUUCAGGGACCGGAUCGUUGAGACGUUCUCCGAGGAUGGACUGGGGAGCAUGAGCUUCAACGACUUCGUGGACAUGUUCUCCGCUUUCUGUGAAACGAGUCCACGAGAACUCAAGACCAUCUACGCCUUCAAGAUCUACGACUUCAACAGGGACAGCUUCAUCUGUAAGGAGGACCUGCAGAAAACCCUGACCAAGCUGACUAAAGGGGACCUGAGCCCCGAGGAGGUCUCUCUGGUCUGUGAUAAGUCUCUGGAGGAGGCGGACCUGGACGGGGACCACAAGCUGUCCUUCUCUGACUUCGAGAACAUGGUCUCCAAGGCCCCGGACUUCCUAAGUAACUUCCACAUCCGGAUAUGACCCUGCAGAGAUGCUUUAGAGGACGGACGUCUCACUCGGACCUGUUUCCUGUCUCCAUGAAGCAGAGACCAAUCAGAGGGCGUCCUUCUCCUGGUGUAGACCCGC
This is a messenger RNA of Trematomus bernacchii (emerald rockcod), 747 nucleotides long. RefSeq names its product calcium and integrin-binding family member 2-like. The coding region runs from base 79 to 642 and encodes 187 amino acids. NCBI's taxonomy places the organism in Eukaryota, Metazoa, Chordata, Actinopteri, Perciformes, Nototheniidae. Gene Ontology annotation, molecular function: calcium ion binding. The transcript is spliced from 6 exons. The record is from RefSeq and is a predicted model, not a curated record.